AUGCCCCAGAUCAAGACAUCCAUCACAAGGCUACUCAACAUCCCUGUACCCAUUAUCCUCGCACCAAUGGGUUUUGCUGGGAGAGGGGAGCUAGCAAGUGCUGUCACUGGAGCAGGAGGAUUUGGAUUCAUAGGCGCAGAAUUCAUGUCCUCUCAUGACCUCAAGCAGAACCUGAAGUUGGCCCGGAAGAAUCUCAGCUUGAAGGAAGAUGACCCUAUACCAGUUGGCGUUGGACUGAUCGGUUGGAUUCUCGAUAUCACCGAAAUCUCUGAUGAUCCUCGCAUCACCGCUAUCCUCGAAGAAAAGCCAGCCGCUGUUUGGUUCGCUUUUGGCACUGAUCUCGGAAGAUACAUUGCGCAAGUACGAGAAUAUGAUUCGAAGCGCAAACACAAGACGUUGGUAUUUGCAAUGGUCCAUUCCGUUGAAGAUGCCAUUCAAGCUGCCAAUGAAUGGAAAGUAGAUGUGAUUGUCGUCGAGGGCAUCGAAGCAGGAGGACACGGUGGAUCAGAAGCCCCACCAUUACUCACUCUACUUCAAGCAGUAAUCCACGCAAUUCCUGCCAGACCCCCAAUUGUCGCUGCUGGCGGUAUCUCCACCGGCCAGCAAAUAGCUGCACUCUUGACAGCUGGAGCGGAAGGAGUCGCUCUGGGGACACGUUUUCUAUUUACCCACGAAUGCGUGUACACUCCCGAUCAGAAAGAGGCCAUAAAGAAAGCAGAGCUCGUAAAUUCUACGGUGCGCACUCUCGCGUUUGAUGAAGUAGGAAGAACCAAUGGUUGGCCACCAAAACAUGAUGGUCGAGCCCUGAGGAACAACAUCAUCCAGGAUGUGGAGGAUGGACUUAGUUUUGAGGAGCGGUUGAAGAAAUUUGAUGAAAGCAAGGAAGCUAAAGACACUUCGCGGUUGAUUGUAUGGGCAGGAGUCGGAGUCGGACUCACCAGUUCCAUUUCUUAUGCAAAGGAUGUGAUACGAAAUCUACAAGAUGAUACAAUCAAUGCCUUGAAGAAGGCUCGGCAGAUACUCGAAUAA
Marasmius oreades (fairy-ring Marasmius) is the source of this 1029-nucleotide messenger RNA. RefSeq lists its product as uncharacterized. Lineage: Eukaryota; Fungi; Basidiomycota; Agaricomycetes; Agaricales; Marasmiaceae. The transcript has 5 exons. The record is from RefSeq and is a predicted model, not a curated record. Bases 1 to 1029 code for a protein of 342 amino acids. Gene Ontology annotation, molecular function: nitronate monooxygenase activity.